Molecule: messenger RNA, 405 nt
Organism: Rotaria socialis
Lineage: Eukaryota; Metazoa; Rotifera; Eurotatoria; Philodinida; Philodinidae
Source: the annotation of a GenBank genome assembly
AUGUCAAAAGUUAAUAGACGACGAAGUCAUUCACGUCAUGCGUAUUCUAGAAGAUCUAUAGAAAGUAUUACAUCGAAUGAAACAGAAACAUUUUCAAGUGAAGAAGAAGAAGAAAUUUUGAUUAAUCCAAAUGCAGAUAUUGAUUUCUCGAAUGAAUCUGUAUUAAACGAUAUCAGUGAUCUUUUUUCGUUUUGUAAAGAACAAAUUAAUACUCGUUUCACCAGCGUGCUUAUAUAUAUAUCUUUACGUCAUUUUAGUCAUUCUUGGAGAGGCGUCGAGUCAUUUUUAACGUCAAUCGGUGGUAUGACCAUCAAAACACGUCACACAUGGACAAAUAUUUUAGUAAACAAAGACAUUGAUGAAUUCACAAUUGAAGAGAGUGUGCGUGUGGUUUUGACUGGAUGA